This is a messenger RNA of Ixodes scapularis (black-legged tick), 1641 nucleotides long. RefSeq names its product cytochrome P450 4V2. Gene Ontology annotation, molecular function: monooxygenase activity; oxidoreductase activity, acting on paired donors, with incorporation or reduction of molecular oxygen; iron ion binding. Lineage: Eukaryota; Metazoa; Arthropoda; Arachnida; Ixodida; Ixodidae. The transcript has 11 exons. The record is from RefSeq and is a predicted model, not a curated record. Bases 1 to 1641 code for a protein of 546 amino acids.
AUGGGACUUAAUUUUCUGCAGGCGUCUUCGCUUUAUGGUUGGCCGCUCGUCAGGCUGCUGGCCCCGUGGCUGUUGGCUUCAAUAGCGUGCGCCUACGUCGCUCCUCGUGUCCUUGGCUGGUUCAGGAUGUGGAAGACGCUGAGACCCAUGCCCGGUCCUUGGGACCUCAUACCCUUCUGGUUUCUGCUCGUCGCUAUAAAGGAGAGGUUCAAGUUCAAGCUGGAAUAUAAGGGCGCGACUGCGAAAAUAUUCAACCAGAUGCGUGACAUAUGCCAGGAGUAUACAGACAAAACCUUCAAGGUUUACAUCGGAUUUACACCAUUAGUAGUGAUACACACUCCAGAUGCAGCCGAGACACUUCUAACGAGCACCAGAAACCACAAAAAGCCGUUUCUGUACCACUUUAUCGACUCGUGGUUGGGGACAUUCAGCCUUCUUGUUUCAACCGACGAGAUCUGGCGUCUCAAGCGUAAGCUGAUGACUCCCGCCUUUCACUUCCGCGUCCUGGAUAACUACCUGCGGAUCUUCAACGAGAACGGCGACAGGCUGGUGCGCACCAUCGGCGAAGCGAUUGACGAAGCGCCCGAGGACCCCGUCCGUCUGUUUAAGACCACCCAGAAAUGUGCCAUGGACAUCAUCGGAGAGGUCACGAUGGGAGAGAAAUUGGGACUCCAGGACGACAAAAACUUGAACUUCAUGUCGUCUUUUAACCGCGUGAUGUUCCUAGUUUCCGUGCGAUUCUUCAGACCGUGGUUCUGGAAUCAAAAAAUUUAUGACAGCUCAAGCGAAGGAAAACUGUACAACCGUGACCUCGAAGAAAUGAUGGAAUUCAUACAUUCGAUUAUACAACGAAGAUCACAAGCGUCGCAAAGCGAGAAAUCUUUUCCGAAAUAUUCACCGGACGAUCAACACGACGAUGAGACUGACUGUUCCGAGAAUAAGAACACGCUGAUGAAUCUACUGCUGAAGAAACAUCGCGAGGACGACCGCUACACUCUAGACGACGUCAGAAGGGACAUUGACACCAUUAUCGCCGCGGGAAACGAUACUCUCACGACGUCAACGUGCUGGACGUUGAACCUGCUCGCCCACAACAGAGACGCUCAAAGGAAGGUUCAUGUGGAGCUUGACGGAAUAUUCGGCGGCAACCUCGACGGCGAGAUCACCGCAGACGACCUCAGAAAAAUGAAGUAUCUGGAAUGCUGUUUGAAGGAGUCCUUGAGGCUGUAUCCUGCUUUCCCCCUGAUCGGAAGGGUACUCGAUGAAGAUCUCAUCUUGGGUGGCUACAAGGUACCAGAAGGCGUGAUGUGCUUUAUAAGCCUAUACAGCCUCCACCGCAAUCCCAAAUACUUCAAAGAUCCCGAAUCCUUUAUCCCGGAAAGGUUCAUGUCCGAAGAGAUCAAAGCCCGGCACCCGUUCAGCUACAUUCCCUUCUCUGGGGGCUCCAAGAACUGCAUCGGGCAGAAAUUUGCAAUGAUGGAGAUGAAACUAAUACUGGCGAAGGUGCUUCGUAAGUACCAAGUCGAAUGCAAAAUUCCAAUGGAUCAACUCAAUGUUGCCUACGAAGUGAUCGUGAAAGACAAGGGCGGCAACAAAGUCUGGUUCCGAAGACGACCAGAACUCUGCCUGACUCUGCAAUGA